GGACAUUCCAAAAAUUCAGGCAGAUACAAAGGAAGAUAUACUUUAUAUACAAGAGGAAAUUAAAACUGCCGCCUUAAAAACAGUAGAAAAACAUUUUGGAAGUGAUGCUGAUCUCCAGUUAGGUCAAACUGUCGCAACUCUCGUUAAGAAGGCAGCUCCAAAUUUGGAAGUGAAUGGGCUAGAUUAUAAUGUAGUUCUCAAGGAAAAGGACGAUACGGAACCACUUAAUGAAAACUUAAAACAUAAAGUACAAAUGCUUCAGGCAGAAAUCGAAGAGAAGACUGUACUUAUCGCGCAAAAGCGGAAAACAUUACCUGAUCAAGCGGAAGUUUUAAUUCAAGAUAUGAUAAAGAAACAGUCGAUACUG
Racocetra persica is the source of this 367-nucleotide messenger RNA. The record is from the annotation of a GenBank genome assembly. NCBI's taxonomy places the organism in Eukaryota, Fungi, Glomeromycota, Glomeromycetes, Diversisporales, Gigasporaceae.